Messenger RNA from Nematolebias whitei (Rio pearlfish), 2230 nucleotides. RefSeq names its product vesicular glutamate transporter 2.1. Lineage: Eukaryota; Metazoa; Chordata; Actinopteri; Cyprinodontiformes; Rivulidae. Bases 130 to 1863 code for a protein of 577 amino acids. Gene Ontology annotation, biological process: regulation of synapse structure or activity; monoatomic anion transport; neurotransmitter loading into synaptic vesicle. The record is from RefSeq and is a predicted model, not a curated record. The transcript is spliced from 12 exons. Gene Ontology annotation, molecular function: L-glutamate transmembrane transporter activity; neurotransmitter transmembrane transporter activity. Gene Ontology annotation, cellular component: synaptic vesicle membrane; excitatory synapse.
GCGCUACAUUUGGAUCAAUAUCUGAAACCAAGAUGUUUUUUACGGCUGCACUUCCAUUUGUUAUAUAAGGAUUUGGUUUAUUUCUUUUUUUAUAUUAUUUUAUUUUUUUAGAAGAAAAAAACUUAAGAAAUGGAGCUGAACAAAGACCGGAUCAAAGAGGGGUUCAAACAAUAUGCAGGAAAGGCCCUGGGGGGUCUGUACAGGAAGCUCGAGAAGCGGCAGCAAACAGGUGAGGUCAUCGAGCUGACGGAGGACGGGAGACCCCGGGAGGACCAGGAGCGCGUGCCCCCCAUGUGUGACUGCACGUGCUUCGGACUCCCGCGCAGGUACAUCAUCGCCAUGCUGAGCGGGCUCGGCUUCUGCAUCUCCUUCGGCAUCCGCUGCAACCUGGGUGUGGCCAUCGUCAGCAUGGUUAACAACAGCACAAUCCAUCAGAACGGCAAGAUCAUCAUCAAAGAGAAAGCGAAAUUCAACUGGGACCCAGAGACCGUGGGGAUGAUUCACGGAUCCUUCUUCUGGGGUUACAUCGUCACUCAGAUUCCAGGGGGAUACAUCUCCUCCAGACUGGCUGCAAACAGAGUUUUCGGAGCUGCCAUUGUGCUGACAUCCAUCCUGAACAUGUUCAUUCCCUCCGCCGCCCGUACGCACUAUGGAUGCGUAAUCUGUUUGAGGAUAUUACAAGGCUUGGUGGAGGGUGUGACUUAUCCAGCCUGCCAUGGGAUCUGGAGUAAAUGGGCCCCACCGCUGGAAAGAAGUCGUCUGGCAACCAUCUCCUUCUGUGGGUCGUACGCUGGCGCAGUGGUGGCCAUGCCUCUGGCUGGGGUCCUGGUGCAGUACACAGGAUGGUCCUCGGUCUUCUACGUGUACGGAUCUUUUGGGAUAGUUUGGUACAUGUUCUGGAUCUUGGUAUCGUAUGAGAGCCCGGCCGAGCAUCCGACCAUCACUGAAGAAGAGCGCCGUUACAUCGAGGAGAGCAUCGGUGAAAGCGCCCAACUGAUGGGUGCCAUGGAAAAAUUUAAGACCCCCUGGAGGAAGUUCUUCUCCUCCAUGCCUGUCUAUGCAAUCAUUGUGGCCAAUUUCUGCAGAAGCUGGACCUUUUAUCUGCUGCUCAUCAGCCAGCCUGCAUACUUUGAGGAAGUCUUUGGCUUUGAGAUCAGCAAGGUUGGAGCGCUGUCUGCUCUUCCUCACCUGGUCAUGACCAUCAUUGUGCCUUUAGGAGGCCAGUUAGCCGACUACCUGCGGACCCACAACAUCAUGUCCACCACGACGGUCCGUAAAAUCAUGAACUGUGGAGGGUUUGGAAUGGAGGCGACACUCCUGUUGGUGGUGGGUUACUCUCACAGUAAGGGGGUGGCCAUCUCUUUUCUAGUCCUGGCAGUGGGCUUCAGUGGGUUUGCAAUAUCAGGUUUCAAUGUGAACCAUCUGGACAUUGCUCCUCGCUACGCCAGCAUCCUUAUGGGGAUUUCAAACGGAGUGGGAACUCUGUCAGGGAUGGUCUGUCCACUUAUAGUUGGAGCGAUGACAAAGAACAAGACCCGUGAAGAGUGGCAGUAUGUCUUCCUCAUUGCCUCCCUUGUGCAUUAUGGAGGGGUGAUAUUUUAUGGGAUCUUUGCCUCCGGGGAGAAGCAGCCAUGGGCAGACCCUGAAGAAACCAGCGAGGAGAAGUGUGGCUUCGCGGACGAGGACGAGCUCGCCGAGGAGACGGGCGACAUAACGCAGGGAUACGGCGCAAUGGGCGGCCCGGCUAAGAGCUACGGGGCCACGGCGCAGUUGAACGGAGGAUGGGUCCAGGACUGGGACAAGACGGAGGAAUAUGUUCAGGAGCCAGCAGGAAAGAUGUUCACCCAGCGUGGCUACUCUUAAACCGCCCAGCUGUGGUGAGCCUGCUGUAAAAACAGACUCUCCAUCGCGGAUUGCACAACCCGUAGACAGUUGUUCCAAUUCAUUUUGUGUGUUCAAGUAGUUUCAGAUGAAAUGUAACGAAAUAGAAAUAAUUACAAAGCAGAAAAAAAAUAUCCUCAGUAGAUUCUCAUGUUCCUCUUCACACGUGCACACCGUAGGGCUUCACCUUACAUACGGAAAGUGUUUGCAAAGCACACUGCAGAUCUGCAUUGAACGACUUAGACACCCAAACCUCAUUGAUCUACUUGAACAACGUGAGCCAGACGACGCUGCAGUCGACCAUCAUGUAGGGGUUUUCUCUAAAAAUACUACUCUAAUUGCACUGAAA